CGACCUCAGUCUCCUCUUGUACGUCGCACGGGGCGGACGGUUUGCGGCUCCUAUACUAGGUGUUUUUAACAUUCUCAAAUUCUGUGAUACAUCGAUAAUAGUGCUUGUGGAUUAGUGUAAUGUGGCAAAAAUUGCAAAUUUAAAUGUGACGGAAGAAGUUUUUACACGAAACCGCGUUGGUGCCGUUACGUCGCGCUUCGGCGAUUCAGUUAAUAACUUGUGGAUCUACAGUGACUGUGUAAUAGUGGUUUUGCUAAGAUUUAAUAUCGUGGAAAGGUCACUUACCUUGAUCGAUUUAUAUCAAAGUUAUGGAACUCGUAGAUAAAUGUAGUGUAUUGUGAUAUCAAGUGAUAAAAGUGAUAACAAUUGAGCGAAUGGGCCUUUUAAUACAUUAAGUGAAUAUUAUUUUUUUAUAUUAUAAUGGUUACAAUCUAAAAUGGAGAGAAAAUUGACUCGUGAGGACUUCAUGCGGAAAAGUUUCCGCGCACCUCGGGUGUCGCCAGCUCCUGACUCGCCAACUGCGACUGUGAACGGUGCGCCGCCACCUUCCCCCGUGUCCUUAGCGAUGUUGGAACGAACUUCCCAAACACCACGUACUGAGUACGAACUGACGUCUUCGGGCAUUGCCCCUAAACGCUUAGAACUAAACAGAGCUCAUCCGAUACAUCUGAAAUCGUUCCAAGCGACCGAUCCACCCGAGGACAACGGUCCGACUCCUCCUUCAGACGAUGUUUUACGCAAAUUGGAAAGGCAAAUCGGUGAAAUGGAACGUGGCCUUGAAAGAGCUCAAAAUGGUACCGUUCAAGUCGACGAGCGAGUGAGGUACGCGGAACACGAAAAUCUUUUACGCACUGGAGUAUCUUCAGUGGGCGGUGGGGGCUACUUGCCAGCAGACUCAGAUACGGAACACGAUGUGGUACCGUUUAAUAGAAACGAAAGUACAAGAAGUAGCACGGGAGCCGCAGCUCCAGCUGCUAGGCCAUCUACUCGAUUAUCCCGAACGAACUCCGACACGCAGCAGCACACGGUCGCUGUCACCGCUCGUUUGAUGAGGAAGCUAGCGGACGGGGGUACCAAGGAUGAGAAGACCAAAGUGAUAUCGAGGAAAGCGAUACAAGCUAGGAUGGAGAGGGUAAAGAACUCCGUAGUUGGAACGAAGCACGAGCACAGAGUGUUGGCAGAACACAGAGCGGAACCUGUGUCACCGAAGAGCCCCACGUCGCCUGUCUCGACGCGCUCUUCAGUACAGAGCGCGUCGGAGACUUCGGCGGGUGCGGGUGGCGGCGGCUCGUCCGGCGGCAGCGCCAGGGUCUCCUCGAGAUCUAGGGCGUCUGAGGAGCCGCAUAUUGGCAAGUACAAACUCCUGAAAACGAUCGGAAAGGGUAACUUCGCGAAGGUGAAGUUGGCGAAACAUGUGCCGACCGGUAAGGAGGUCGCGAUCAAGAUCAUCGACAAGACGCAACUCAACCCUGGCUCCUUGCAGAAACUGUUCAGAGAGGUUCGUAUAAUGAAGAUGUUGGACCACCCGAACAUUGUGAAGUUGUUCCAAGUGAUCGAGACGGAGAAGACUUUGUAUCUCGUCAUGGAAUACGCGUCUGGUGGCGAGGUGUUCGAUUAUCUGGUGCUACACGGUCGCAUGAAGGAGAAGGAGGCUCGUGCCAAGUUCCGACAAAUAGUAUCAGCUGUUCAGUACUGCCAUCAGAAACGGAUCAUACACAGAGAUCUCAAGGCUGAAAAUCUCCUGCUGGACGGCGAAAUGAACAUCAAAAUAGCGGAUUUUGGAUUCUCAAACGAAUUCACUCCUGGUGCAAAGUUGGAUACUUUCUGUGGGUCACCGCCUUACGCUGCGCCUGAAUUGUUUCAAGGCAAGAAAUACGAUGGACCGGAAGUGGACGUGUGGUCGUUGGGUGUGAUCCUGUAUACUUUAGUAUCCGGGUCUCUGCCCUUCGACGGAUCGACGCUACGGGAGCUGAGAGAAAGAGUGCUACGUGGGAAAUAUAGAAUACCGUUCUACAUGUCGACCGACUGCGAACAUCUCCUCAAGAAGUUCCUGGUGCUGAACCCGGCGAAGCGAGCCUCGCUCGAGAGCAUCAUGCGGGACAAGUGGAUGAACAUGGGCUACGAGGACGACGAACUUCGACCCUACGUCGAGCCGCAGCAGGACUUCAAGGACCACAAGCGGAUAGAGGCGCUCGUGUGCCUUGGAUAUAAUCGACAAGAGAUCGAGUACUCGCUGGCCGAGGCGAAGUACGACGACGUGUUCGCGACCUACCUGCUGCUCGGCAGGAAGAGCACCGACCCGGAGUCGGACGGCAGCCGGUCCGGCUCGUCGCUGUCGCUGCGCAACGCCGCCGCGCCCGGACAGCCGCCCGCCGCGCAGCCCGCCAACGCGCACGCCGGCGCGUCGCCGUCGCACCGCGGCGUGCAGCGCAGCAUCUCGGCCAGCGCGCGCCCCGCCGCGUGCCGCCGCGCCUCCUCCGGCGCAGAGGUGCUGCGCGCGCAAGUGGGUACGACGACUAGCGCUGCGAAUAAUACGACGUCAACGUCAACAACCACAACGUCCAAUUUCAAAAGACAGAACACAAUCGACUCGGCCUCCAUUAAGGAAAAUACGGCGCGGAUCGCACAGAUGCAGGUACAAAAUACAACGCGACCGACGAGCGCUCAACCAAAAUUAGAGCCCCGAUCUCGUACACUAACCAGCGGCGCACGAAGGACCGAAGCGCACCAGACACCGCACCAAACGUCGCACCAAACGUCGCACCAAACGUCGCACCAAACGUCGCACCAGGCGGCGCCUAAGCUGUCGCCGCCUCACGACACGCCGAGCGCGCAAGCGGGACAGGACGCUAAGAGUACCGGGAACGGGACGACGGGGACUGUCGGGACGGGCACUGCGGGUACGGUGGGUAAGACGCAUGUCAAGAGCGCGUCGAUAUCGUCCGCUAGCGGAGCCCCGCCCCUGGGGGCGGAGCCCUCGCACAAUGCGUCGGCACGGGACCUCGCGCAGCCGAGACCGAGCCUGAACGCGUCGCUGUCGGCGGCGGGCGGCGCGGGGGGCGCGGGCGGCGCGGGCGCGGCGGCCGCGCGCCGGGACUUCCCCAACCCCUCCAUCGUGUUCCCGCGGAACGUGCCCUCGCGCUCCACCUUCCACUCAGGUCAAACGCGGUCGCGCGGCGGCAGUGCGGGCGGCGCGUACGGCGACAGCGGCUCCCCCCACCAGCCGCGGACGUCCUUCUUCUCCAAACUCUCCUCGCGCUUCUCCAAGCGGUUGAAUCAAAAUCCAUGAGGCUUCGCUGACGUCCGUGAAACGGAGAAGAUUAUUUUUUAUUAUAUAAUAAGCUAAUCUAUAGAGAAAUAUGUGCAAAAUUGUUAUGCUUAAUUUAUGAGUUCUGUAUGAGGUUUUAUAUAAUCCGUGGAUUAAUUUAUUUCACUCAGCGUAUUGCGUCGUCACAUCUCCGACAGAGACACAUCUUAGCCCAGUGUGUAUGAAAUAUUUUUGAAAGCAAUAAUUUCUUUAAAUCAAAAUAAAUAGCAUAAUUUCUUCGCAACAAUAAAUGUACAUUUGGGAACAUUUCCAUAAUCGCGUCAAUGAUGUAAACUGUAUUUGUAUACGCUGAGUAAAUAGAUUGAUAAUGAUAUUGUUUGCGAAUGUGUUAACAGUUGUCUUUGUUCGCUACGUUAGGUAUUGUAGGGUGUCUUUAACGACCUCGAGUUUGGCUUGUCGUAUUAAUGUUUGUUUUUAUAUCGCGGCGACAUUUCCGAUUUCAUGUUGUCUUGUUCAAAUAGAAAUAACACAUGCAUAGGUAACAAGAGGAUAUAUAUUUCAUAAACAUCGGAUUGAACUUACUACGUUUUAAAUACGUUCAAAUUUUUUUGCUCAAAUUUUGAGACAAAUCACAAAAGGUGAUUUUUUCUAAUAGUUAGGACAAGUUAAUUUUUCCCCAGCAAGCAGGGAAAGCACUUGAAAUUUCAAUUUUCAAUCUGUUUAAUUUGUGUUGGUAAUCAAUCUCGUUCUCGGUGAAGGCGAACAUCGUUAGGGAAACUGCGUGUUUCGGAUGAAAAUCUGCGAAAUGUUCAUAUGAGAGACACCAACUCGCAUUGGAAUAAGCUUAAAAUCUUCUAAAGUAGACGAGGGCUUAACCCAGCAAUUAAUAUACAACGCGUUACUUUUUAUUAUUCUUUACAUAAAAACAAGAUAUAUUCACAAUUAUUUGGUCUUGUUCAUUAUUAUUAUUUUUUUAACGAGAAGGUAAAUUGUAUAAAAAUACGUUUUCCCUUGAUUAUAUAUCACAGCGCUAUUUGAAUGGGCCAACAUGUAAUGGAGACCUAGUCCCGUCGCGUGUCGCAUUUCAUCGUAGCUUAAGUGAAUACAGUUCUAUUGUCGAACGAAUUUUGUACAUUCCAGGGUUUUCAAGGACAUUGGGCCUUCGCGUCGAUUGUGUUCUGUAAAAAUUGUACAAGAAAUAAAAAAAAAAGUAUCUAAAAGUUUAUAUAUAGAAUACAAUCUUACGGGGUCCUAUUUAGCACAAAUAUUUUUUUUUUCCUUUUAAAUAUUCGUAUUAUCAUUAUGUUUCGGACUCAAUCUAUAUAGACUAUGACGACUGAGCAAUUAUUUUGUAUAUUUGUAAUAUUAUAUUAUACAAAUUAAGACAUUACAAUUCAAUAAUAUAUUACUAUGUAUGUGAGCCGUUUUAGGAGACGGAGAUUCGAAAUAAUAUACGUAGAGGCUAUGAGAUGGGUUAUACAGAUUAUCAGUCAUAUAGAAUAAGGGGGGAGGAAUUACGAAGAUAUAGUACAUGCGACAUAGUCGAAGCGAUUAUUCAAUAUAAUACGCCAAUUGUUGAUCACGCGAUUAGUUUAAUACAUAUGUAAUUUGCUUAAGUUUUGGUCUU
Molecule: messenger RNA, 4895 nt
Organism: Vanessa tameamea
Lineage: Eukaryota; Metazoa; Arthropoda; Insecta; Lepidoptera; Nymphalidae
Gene: par-1
Product: serine/threonine-protein kinase MARK2-like
Exons: 19
Coding region: 437-3289 (950 amino acids)
Biological process (GO): intracellular signal transduction; protein phosphorylation; microtubule cytoskeleton organization
Cellular component (GO): cytoplasm
Molecular function (GO): protein serine/threonine kinase activity; ATP binding; tau-protein kinase activity
Source: RefSeq, a predicted model, not a curated record